Messenger RNA from Sesamum indicum (sesame), 1797 nucleotides. RefSeq names its product alpha/beta-Hydrolases superfamily protein. The record is from RefSeq and is a predicted model, not a curated record. Gene Ontology annotation, molecular function: dipeptidyl-peptidase activity; serine-type exopeptidase activity. NCBI's taxonomy places the organism in Eukaryota, Viridiplantae, Streptophyta, Magnoliopsida, Lamiales, Pedaliaceae. Gene Ontology annotation, biological process: proteolysis.
AAGACUGACUAAUUACUUGUAGACUUUCGGACCCUUUUUCUCUCUCUGUCUCUCUCUCUAUCUCUUUCUAACACACACACCACACAUACAAGAACAGAUUACAGAGAGAGGAAGAGAAUGGCAAUUUGGCUGCUGCUGCUGUUCUUACAUCUGUUUUCGUCAUCAGCUGUCACUACAGCCAAGAACAUCAGACAUGGUUUCCCUUCUUCGAUAGUUCAGCCGGAGCAGCGGAUUCUUGGCAGCAAAACUGGUCAUGAGCUUUAUGAAGAAAAGUUCUUCACGCAGAUUCUUGAUCACUUCAACUACAAUCCACAGAGUUAUGAGACCUUCCAGCAAAGGUACUUGAUCAACGACAACUACUGGGGCGGCGGCGCUGACAAGAAUGCUCCAAUCUUCGUCUACACCGGCAACGAGGGCGACAUCGAAUGGUUCGCUCAAAACACUGGUUUCAUGUUUGAGACUGCUCCUAUCUUCAAAGCUCUACUCCUUUUCAUUGAGCAUAGGUAUUAUGGGAAGUCGAUGCCGUUUGGGGGGAGUAAAGAGAGAGCAUAUGCUAAUUCAUCAACACUUGGUUAUUUGAGCGCGACACAGGCGUUGGCAGACUACGCGACGCUGAUUCUUGAUCUGAAGAAGAACCUGACGGCCAUUGAUUCUCCAGUGGUGGUGUUCGGAGGUUCCUAUGGUGGAAUGCUGGCAGCAUGGUUUAGACUCAAGUAUCCGCAUGUUGCUGUGGGAGCUUUGGCGUCUUCUGCGCCCAUCCUCAAUUUCGACAACAUUACUUCCCCCUUUAGUUUCAACAAUAUCAUCACCCACGAUUUUCGGAGCGAGAGUGAGAACUGUUACAAAGUGAUCAAAAGAUCAUGGCAAGAAAUUGACGACACGGCAGCAAAACCUGGCGGUCUCGAGAUUCUCAGAAAGUCAUUCAGAAUAUGCAAGAAUUACAUUAGUGGAGAGGCUCUGAAGGGUUGGCUUGGUACAGCUUACACUUACACAGCCAUGACAGAUUAUCCUACUCCCACCAAUUUCCUGGCUCCCUUGCCUGCCUAUCCUGUCAAACAGAUGUGCAAGGCAAUAGAUGAUCCAAAGACUGGGAACAACACCUUCGAGAAACUAUAUGGUGCGGCCAACGUUUACUACAACUACACCGGCGACGCCACGUGCUUUGAUCUGGCUGACGAUUCGGACCCACACGGGCUCGGUGGGUGGACGUGGCAGGCAUGCACAGAGAUGAUUCUGCUGACAGAUGGCAACACAGAGGACAGCAUAUUCCCGCCCAAUAACUACAGUUACAAUGACCGAUUUGUGUUUUGCAAGGACAACUACAACAUCGAGCCCAGGCCCACUUGGAUCCCCACUCAAUUUGGGGCCCAUAAUAUAUACAGAGUUCUGAAGCGAUUCGGGAGCAAUAUCAUAUUCUUUAAUGGACUGAGGGAUCCGUGGAGCGGUGGAGGGGUGCUAAAAGAUAUAUCCAAAAGUUUGGUGGCUAUUGUUGCAAAAGAAGGUGCGCACCACGUGGACCUUAGAUUCUCAACGAGUGAAGAUCCAAAGUGGCUUGAAGAUGUGAGAAAUAGAGAAGUCCGGAUCAUAUCCAAGUGGCUAUCACAAUACUAUCGUACUUUGGCACAUUCUUCUGAUUAUUACAAUAACUAGUACCUAUUUCAUGUAUUCGCACAUACACACACCCACAAAUGAAAUCCUAAAGGUGAAAAUGGCUUCACAACAUUCUUAAACAUCGUCAACUUAAAAUUGUUGUAUUAAACAAUUAAGUCAAAUUACAAAUUUUGUGAUUUUUCCGUA